Molecule: messenger RNA, 6314 nt
Organism: Mizuhopecten yessoensis (Yesso scallop)
Lineage: Eukaryota; Metazoa; Mollusca; Bivalvia; Pectinida; Pectinidae
Product: lon protease homolog, mitochondrial-like
Exons: 22
Coding region: 20-3178 (1052 amino acids)
Biological process (GO): protein quality control for misfolded or incompletely synthesized proteins; chaperone-mediated protein complex assembly; mitochondrion organization
Cellular component (GO): mitochondrial matrix
Molecular function (GO): ATP binding; ATP hydrolysis activity; ATP-dependent peptidase activity
Source: RefSeq, a predicted model, not a curated record
GAAGUGAAACAAAUAAAAGAUGGCUGCCUUGGUGAGAAAUUUCGGCACGUGUGCUUCAAAACAAUCAAAUUUAAGGUUUACGAUUAAUUUAGGACAUAUUCCUACACACUUAAUCAAUGGAAGGUGCAAGAGUGGCAUUGGUACAAGUAAAUCAUUUAGGAAUUUUGCCCUACAAACCUUAUGUGAGGGGAAAAACACCACUCCAGUUCAAUGUCGAUUACAUCAUGUUCUGCGGCGAAACAUUUGUCGGUCAACAGUGUCACAAAAUUACCGCAACUUAGUGUCCUCAUAUAGAAGUUCAGUUUUUCCUUCAAGCAUCAUUCGUCAUGGGAGAAGAACGUCAUGUUUCCAGCAAAGGCAUUUUUGCAGCAGUACAGACCCGGAGGCGGAAGAGAAGGAGCAGGAGGACGAACCCCUUGCGACCAAACCCCCAUUACGAGCACUGGCGCCUAUUGUGAUACCGGACACCUAUCCUAAAGUUCCUGUCAUCGCUGUUGGCCGACAGCCUGUGUUUCCACGAUUUAUGAAAAUGAUUGACAUUAAAGAUAAAGAGCUAAAACAAAUAAUACGAAGGAAACUAAGACUGAACCAACCCUAUGCAGGAGUGUUUCUGAAGAAGGAUGACAGCAAUGAAGACGAUGUGGUUACGAACCUGGAUGAAAUUUACGAAAUGGGGUCAUUUGUACAGAUAACAAGUGUUCAAGAGUUUGAAGGCAAACUUAGACUCAUGCUCCUUGCUCAUAGAAGGAUCAAAAUAACAUCACUGGCUUCAGAUAACAUUGAGGAGGACACCAAAGAUACAACAGACUUAGAAGUGGUCACCAAAAACAAAGGCAAUGGAAAUAGGAGGAAGGAGAGAAGGAGGAGAAAGAAAAAUGCAAAGACAGAAGAAAUAACAGCUGCCCUAGAUACAGAGAUCAUCGACAACGAUGAGGUGGAAGGUCCCGACGAUGAUUCCCCCUUAUCUGAGGAUGUCAUUGUCACUGAGGACACGCCUAUUUCUGAUGAGACCUCUCCUCCUACCACUGUCACACCAAACGAACACAGUGAAAUGAAGGAGGAAGACGUGAAGGUGGUAGGCUCGGAACCCUCCAAACGAGUCAUGUUUGUGGAGGUGGAGAAUAUCCAACAUGAACCCUUCACUCGUAACGAUGAAGUCAAGGCAGUCACAUCUGAGAUUGUGAAGACCAUUCAAGAUGUUAUCAGCAUGAAUCCAGUUUACAGAGAAGCAUUGGCCCAGCUGUUACAGUCGGACACUCGGUUUAUAGACAACCCUGUCUACCUGUCUGAUUUAGGCUGUGCUAUGACGGGUGCUGACUCAGCAGACUUACAAACAGUCAUGGAAGAAACCAAUCUAUUAAAACGACUGCAUUUGACCCUAGCAUUGCUAAAGAGGGAAUUACAGAGGAUCAAGUUACAGAAAAGUAUUCGUGAACAGGUUGAGGAGAAGGUGAGGAAACAGCACACAGAGUUUAUGCUCAGGGAACAGCUGAAGCACAUCAAAAAGACUCUUGGAAUGGAGAAGGAUGACAAGGAUACCAUUGAGGAGAAGUUCAGAGAGAGGAUGAAGGAUUUGGUUAUACCUGAACACGUGAAGACACUGAUUGAUGAAGAAAUGGCAAAAUUUAGCUUCCUUGAUUAUCACUCUGCAGAAUUUAAUGUUACCCGGAACUACCUGGAUUGGCUAACAUCUUUACCCUGGGGAAAAUACACAGAGGAAAAUCUGGACCUAACAAGGGCAAAGACUAUUCUUGAAGAAGAUCAUUAUGGGAUGGAAGAUGUGAAAAACAGAAUUCUGGAGUUUAUCGCUGUAAGCCAACUUAAGGGCGGUACACAGGGAAAGAUACUGUGUUUCCAUGGUCCCCCAGGAGUAGGAAAGACUAGUAUAGCGAAGUCUAUAGCGCGGGCAUUAAAUAGAGAGUAUUUUAGAUUCAGUGUUGGAGGAAUGACAGAUGUGGCUGAAAUUAAAGGUCACAGGAGGACCUAUGUUGGAGCCAUGCCUGGAAAGAUGAUACAAUGUCUGAAAACGACUAAGACAGAAAACCCCUUGGUGCUUAUUGAUGAGGUGGAUAAGUUGGGUAGGAGUUGGCAGGGUGACCCAUCCUCUGCCUUACUAGAACUGCUGGACCCAGAACAGAAUGCUAACUUCCUAGAUCACUACCUAGAUGUUACAGUGGACAUGUCCAAGGUUUUGUUUAUCUGCACGGGCAAUGUGACAGACACGAUUCCUGAGCCACUCAAAGACCGGAUGGAGAUGAUAGAUGUCUCCGGUUAUGUGGCAGAAGAAAAACUGGCCAUCGCACAGAAAUACUUGGUACCACAGACCCAGAAACAGACGGGAGUGACCAAAGAAAAAGUCAACAUCACCGACGAUGCAAUGACAACACUGAUAAAGUCUUACUGUAGGGAAAGCGGUGUUCGAAACCUUCAAAAGCAGAUAGAGAAGAUAUACAGAAAAGCUGCCCUAAAGAUUAUCACAGAGUCCACUGAACACCUAGAAGUUGACACAGACUCGUUGAAGGACUAUGCUGGCAAACCACUAUUCACCUCAGACAGAAUGUAUGAAUUCAACCCCCCGGGAGUUGUUACAGGCCUAGCGUGGACAGCGAUGGGAGGGUCAACUCUGUUUAUUGAGACGGUGCUGAAGAGGCCGCUUGACAGCCCUAUUAGUGGUGACAAGCCUGAGGUUGGCAGCAUAGAGGUGACUGGUAACCUAGGCAAGGUCAUGAAGGAGAGCAUACAACUGGCCUACACCUUCGCCAAGGCUUUUAUGGUUUCUGAGCUCUCUGGCAAUGACUUCCUUCAAAAAGGUCUAGUCCACCUGCAUUUACCCGAGGGUGCAGUACCCAAGGAUGGUCCCAGUGCAGGAUGUACCAUUGUGACUGCACUGCUGUCGCUGGCUCAGGGAAAACCAGUCAGACAUAACCUGGCCAUGACAGGAGAGAUCUCCUUGACUGGGAAAGUCUUACCCGUGGGAGGCAUUAAGGAAAAGACAAUAGCGGCCAAGAGGUCGGGAGUAACCUGUAUAAUACUGCCAGCCGAGAACAAGCGGGACUUCACGGACCUUCCCGACUUUAUCACCAAGGACCUUGAAGUACACUAUGCCAGCGAAUACAAGGAUGUGUAUGACAUAGCAUUUGGAAAACAGGAAACUGAAAAUGUGGAGACAGGAAACUGAAAGGGUGGUGACAGGAAGCUGCAAAUGUUGUAACAAAAAAUGGACAGUGUGUGGACAAAAAUUUUGAUGUAUUGGGAGAUGAAAAUGAGACUGGCGAUACAAAUUUGUAGUGUGAGGGCAGGAAACUGUCAGUUUAGAGAGUUGGAAUAGGUAGUGUAGGUGGACAAGAAACUUAACAGUUUCAGGUUGUCAUGUGAUAUUCUCUAGUUUUAUUACUGUAUAUUGUUAUUGAGAACAUUUACUUAAAUUACAGAUAGAUAUUGAAAUGGAGACUUCAAGUCAUCUCCCAGUUUUCCUGAUUGAUAUUUUAAGCACAUAAAAACACCAUAAACCUGUUCAUCAUGUAUAAGGGAAAAGGCAAUUGAAUCCAACAUGUUUGAGUACUUUACACAGUUAUUUAUACCAAACCUGUUCAGCUUGAACACAGGGAUGACUUAAAACUACUCCAGCAAAAUGAGAAAAAAUAUCGUUAUUGCACCAUCAAUGCUAAAGGCAACCCUUCGCUGUGUAUUUCCAAUGUCCCAUAUAUGAACAAAAAAGUGGUUGUGUAUCACUUUAACCAGAUUCCUUGUACACCACUAUUGACUGUAUAUGUAUUUGAAAUACCUGUGGAACAUUAGGGACUGCUGUUAAACUGCAAAGAUUCCACCUCACCAGACUUGUGUCAUAGUCAUUGGAGCAAAUCCAUGAUGACUCCUGUGGUCUUAAAAUUGCAAAAAUAGUCUUGUUUUGCAUUGGUGUUAAAUUUACUCUUCCAUAAACAGAUAGAAAAAACAAUCAGAAAUUUGUUUUAGAAAGAAAAAUCAGAUUAUUUUUUAUGUUUGACACUAGUGUAUAAUCUGGACUCACAUGAUCCAGCAACCUUACUGUAGCUAAUGUUACUCACUGAAGCUGAUGUAGAUGCUAAUCCCACUAUAUUUGGGUAAGCAUGUGAUUCAUUGAUGAUUUUCUAAUUUUUUCUUCAGAAAUUAAGUACAGCUAGUACCUGAACUGAAGAAUUUCCACUUAUAAGCGAGAAGUGUAACUAUGAUAUAUUGCACUGUUCUUAAUUGAGUGCAUGAAUUUGAUAAUUAGUGUUUAAGUAUAUAUGUUUCAUAUUUAUUGUUUGGAUGAGUCAAAGUUGAUAUUUAUGCUAGAAAAUAUGAAAUAGAACAAAGAAAUAGCAAUAUGAAUACAUCCAAAUACCUAUACAUAGGUGCUGAAACAGUUUGCCAAAACAAACAUUUAGCAUUGUUUGUAACACCUUUGCGAAAGUAAAGCAAAAUAUAAUUGGAACUAUAGCUAUUGUAACUUACUAUAUAUAGGUAAUGUUACUCACUGAAGCUGAUGUAAUUUACUGUAGCUAAUGUUACUCACUGAAGCUGAUGUAAUUUACUGUAGCUAAUGUUACUCACUGAAGCUGAUGUAACUAACUAUAGCUAAUGUUACUCACUGAGGCUGAUGUAACUAACUGUAGCUAAUGUUACUCACUGAAGCUGAUGUAAUUUACUGUAGCUUAUGUUACUUACUGUUGCUAAUGUAAAUUACUGUUGCUAAUGUAACUUACUUUAGCUGAUGUAACUAAAUAUAGCUAAUGUUACUCACUGAAGCUGAUGUAACUAACUAUAGCUAAUGUUACUCACUGAAGCUGAUGUAACUUACUGUAGCUAAUGUAACUUACUGUAGCUAAUGUAACUUACUGUAGCUAAUGUUACUCACUGAAGCUGAUGUAAUUUACUGUAGCUAAUGUUACUUACGGUUGCUAAUGUAACUUACUGUUGCUAAUGUAACUUACUGUUGCUAAUGUAACUUACUGUAGCUGAUGUAACUAACUAUAGCUAAUGUUACUCACUGAAGCUGAUGUAACUUACUGUUGCUAAUGUUACUUACUGUAGCUAAUGUAACUUACUGUAGCUAAUGUUACUUACUGUUGCUAUUGUAACUUAUUGUAGCUAAUGUAACUUACUAUAGCUAAUGUUACUCACUGUUGCUAAUGUAACUUAGUGUAGCUAAUGUAACUUACUGUUGCUAAUGUGACUUACUGUUGCUAAUAUAACUUACUGUAGCUAAUGUAAUUUACUGUUGCUAAUGUAACUUACUGUAGCUGAUGUAAAUAACUAUAGCUAAUGUUACUCACUGAAGCUGAUGUAAUUUACUGUAGCUAAUGUUACUUACUGUUGCUAUUGUACCUUAUUGUAGCUAAUGUAACUUACUAUAGCUAAUGUUCCUCACUGUUGCUAAUGUAACUUACUGUAGCCGAUGUUACUCACUGUUGCUAAUGUAACUUACUGUAGCUAAUGUAAUUUACUGUUGCUAAUGGAACUUAUUGUAGCUAAUGUAACUUACUAGAGCUAAUGUUACUCACUGUUGCUAAUGUAACUUACUGUAGCCGAUGUUACUCACUGUUGCUAAUGUAACUUACUGUAGCCAAUGUUACUCACUGUUGAUAAUGUAACUUACUGUAGCUAAUGUAACUUAUUGUUGCUAAUGUAACUUACUGUAGCUAAUGUUACUCACUGAAGCUGAUGUAACUAACUAUAGCUAAUGUUACUCACUGAAGCUGAUGUAACUUACUGUUGCUAAUGUAACUUACUGUAGCUAAUGUAAUUUACUGUAGCUGAUGUAACUUACUGUAGCUAAUGUAACUUACUGUAGCUAAUGUAAUUUACUGUUGCUAAUGUAACUUAUUGUAGCUAAUGUAACUUACUAUAGCUAAUGUUACUCACUGUUGCUAAUGUAACUUACUGUAGCCAAUGUUACUCACUGUUGCUAAUGUAACUUACUGUAGCUAAUGUAACUUACUGUUUCUAAUGUAACUUACUGUAGCUAAUGUAACUUGCUGUAGCCACUGUAAUUUGUACUGAUGCAAACGAAGGCAAUCUCACCUGUAUAUAUAUAUAUAUAUAUAUAUAUAUAUAUAUAUACUAGCAGAAAGGUUCAAUGAGACCAGAUCCAGUUGUGUAUACUCUAUAUUAUCUAUAUACUGGUUCAUUAUGUUGAUUUUCUCUGAUGAGUAUAAAAUCAAAGUAGCACAAUAUAUAUCCACAUCCAGUAAUCUUUAUUUCAGAAUCUGCUUUCCUUCCUUGCUUGUACAGCCUUUGCCUAUGUAUACUUGUACAGGAUAUUUAAAUUAAAAUGAUACAUUGUGGUUUUAAAA